CAUAAGGAUCCUCUCAGUAGUGUCUAAUUAUACAUCGGUCGGCUACUCUCUCUCCCGUUAUUUACUAUUUCAAAGCGCAGUUGUCUUUUAUUAUUCGUUCGAUUAUAUUCGACAAUAUCAAAACAGAACCCUCUUGACCAGAUGUUGCCGCGAAUAAUUUGACAAGUCACCACUACACGGCAGGGAGAAGAAUAAAGACCAUGUUGGAGAGCUUUGCGCAUUUCUCCAUCUCGGGUGCCGGGUCCAGAACGUUGUGAUACGGAUUUCUUUGUGACCAUGACGUUCAUUUGAAUUGCUCAACGGUUUUGUUUUUAACGAAGUUUAAUUGACAAUGAAGUACGGAAUGGUUGUUAUCACGGCUGGCUUUUCAGGUUUACUCAGCUUCAGCUUUCUUGCAGUGGCAAUUGGCAGCGACUAUUGGUACAUCAUCGAUGUGAACAAGGCGAACCAGUCGGACUUGGAGGACCUGAGUUCGCAUUCCGGUCUCUGGAGGAUCCGUGAAGGGAGAAAUGGCACCACUUGGCCAAUCCAGUCCUUCUUUGUGGAUACCUCCAACAAAACUGACAUAGAGAAGCACCUUAUCAACUCCCACAAGGUCAUAGUCACCCUGCUGCCUCUCAGUCUGUUGCUGGUGGUGUUGGGAGGGAUCUGUGGUCUGGUCAGCUCUCUGGCCAGGAAUCCCAGCCUGCUGGCCGGCUCCGCAUCCUACUUCCUCUUUUGCAGUAAGUGA
Oncorhynchus gorbuscha (pink salmon) is the source of this 730-nucleotide messenger RNA. RefSeq names its product transmembrane protein 235. NCBI's taxonomy places the organism in Eukaryota, Metazoa, Chordata, Actinopteri, Salmoniformes, Salmonidae. Bases 332 to 730 code for a protein of 132 amino acids. Gene Ontology annotation, cellular component: apical plasma membrane. The record is from RefSeq and is a predicted model, not a curated record. The transcript is spliced from 3 exons.